This is a messenger RNA of Bradysia coprophila, 2416 nucleotides long. RefSeq lists its product as uncharacterized. The record is from RefSeq and is a predicted model, not a curated record. NCBI's taxonomy places the organism in Eukaryota, Metazoa, Arthropoda, Insecta, Diptera, Sciaridae.
CUCAGAGUGUGAAAGAGAGCUGAUGACAUACCACCAAAAUGGCGUUUUGACAAAAAUGCCACUGGAAAAUCGUACACAAAUGAUAAUGUAAAUAAACACCUGAAAACUAGUUUCACAAAUUGAGUAGUUUUUGCAAUCCAAAAAGAAGUUAUAAUUGUUUUUGUGGUAUACACUCGUUAUUCGUCUGUUGCAGUGCAAUGUGAGUAGAAGUCAAUUUCGAUUUUAAGAUAGUGUGAUAUGCAUUCCAUAGAAAGCGAAUAGGAUUCAUUGAGUUUACAAAAUUUAAAUGCCAAAACAAAUAACAAACCAGAGGAUGGUAACAUAUGUCCACCAAUCGAAAUAAAUCAACUGGUUUGACAUUUCUGUGGAUUCCCGGUAAGAAGAAACAUCAACACAAAGGUCGUUACGAUACGACAAACAAAGGAAACAUGCAUCCGUCACACCAACAAAAGAAAAUGGAACCAUGGUCUCUGGGUGGUUCGAAAGCUCAUGCUGAUAUGAUAAAAACUGAUGACAUUCUUGGUGAAUCCAGUGGUCUGACGUCUAUGGUUCCGUCGUCAAUUGGUGCAGCAGGAGCGUCAGCCACUCUAGCACAUUCGUCACACCCGAACGGCGAUGCACCUAGCGAAUCUGUAGAUUUAGAACUUGAGCACGAUUUGCACAAUGCAUCGACAUUACUGGCAAGUGAAAAACGGAACGGCGUUCGAAAGAAGACUAAUUUGGUGGAUUUGAAUCUUUACCAUGCUAAAUCAUAUUCAUGCGAUGAUUUGCCUAACAUACCAUGGGACAAUGUACAGCACUGCUCCAGAAAUGUAUCAAUAAAUUUGUCUCAAUUACAGAAUUUGGAUUCCAUCGAACGUUUCGACGAUCACAAUAGUGAUGAUGUCGAUGCAACGAAAUUGUCGUAUUUAGAUUUGCCAAAAGUGCCAUUCCAUGGUGGCGAUGGUGUUAGUGGUACCGAUCAGGUACGUCACAGUGAUAAGGGAACGAAAAAGAAUGACGAAGAUGAUUGCACAGUUAAAUGUCUUUAUUAUACACUCAUGUGCUGCGAAUGUACGAUUUCGUAGACACAAAUAUAUUAUUGAAGUCGUGGUAGAAGUCGUCCAAACACGAAAUUAUAUUAAAGGAAAGGAAAACGAAAAUGUGGAAAUUUGCACAUUUUGUUAAGUACAAAAAGAUUCGAUCAAAAAAUUACAAUUGAAACUCAAAGUAAAGAAUCUUAUCACAUUGCUGAUUGGCUCAUUAAAUUUAUCAGAAAAUUUUACUGUAAAUAAAUAACAGAUAAUCCUCCUGUUUAUCAAGCACCCUGGGCUCUACCUGCAACAAAGGAUAUAUUUUUUUUAAAUUGAUGUAAAAUCCGAUUGACAUUCUCCUAUGUAUUCUGGCGUUCAACCUCUAAUAAAGGUCACCUCUUUGACACGACAUCUUCAAAUCAUACAGGAAUCACGUACAGUAAGAGUGAGGCAAUACAUCCAGACUUUCGUUUGCGUUUACUAUAUUCGCUCACGCUUGAUAACCUUAUGCCUCCGAUGUACAAACAUUCCAUUGGUGUUUUGCAUGUCAGAUAACCGACGGUUAGCCAAAAAAAAAAAUCGGAAUUUUCGUUUAGUGAAAGUGUUCGACUUGUUAAAAUAGAGUUUCCGUUGAGUUACUGUUGCAUGUACCAAUUACGGAAUACAUGAUGUCACAAAGAUAAAUCUUUUAAUUUAGCACAAUAUACUGUCUCACCGAGGCAUAUUUUACAGAAGUUGUUCUUUGCAUCACUUAUUCUCAAUGAAAACAACUCUCAAACUAUUUACACUAUCCUAAUCAGACAGUGAGUACCUCCUACUUAAACUAAGGAAGUAACAGAUUUAAUCGUAUUGUGUCGAUACGCUUGCCGUUUGUUAAAGAUUAAAGGAAUACAUCACGAAACAGUAUUUUGGUGGAGGAGAAGAAACGGAACACUAUACUGUUUAGCCCACGUAAAAAAUCCUACUUUUGUAGCUAGCCUGUUACUGCUGUUUCUCUGAUUUCUCUCUUUCCGAAGGCUAUUUCAAAUGGCAAAUGCGAGAAAUCAGAGAAACCAAGAAGAACAGCUUAGAUAUGAAAGUGGGACUUUUUACGUGUGCAAAACAGUAUUAAAGUUUUACAAAAAAAACCUGCUGGUUAUAGCAUAGCAUUAAGCAUUUAUCAUUUCGUUUAGAUUGUAAGUUUAUCUCUAAUUUGCCAACAUUCCAUGGGAAUAAUUUUUAAUUUGAUUUAUCAACCACCUCGUUGUUUGAUAUUAUAUUCAAUGCGCGAUCGAAUCAAUCGAUAAAUUGAUUAUUGAUAUAGCAGCUGAACUUAAGAUCUGAAACAGAAUUCCAUUUUAUUUUAUUCAAAUUGUAAGCAUUGUAUUGAACCGAAAUAAAAAUCCGUAUUUUAUUCAUAAAAA